This is a messenger RNA of Kwoniella botswanensis, 4011 nucleotides long. RefSeq lists its product as uncharacterized. The record is from RefSeq and is a predicted model, not a curated record. Gene Ontology annotation, cellular component: cytosol. The transcript is spliced from 13 exons. Gene Ontology annotation, molecular function: 5-oxoprolinase (ATP-hydrolyzing) activity. Gene Ontology annotation, biological process: glutathione metabolic process. The coding region runs from base 1 to 4011 and encodes 1336 amino acids. Lineage: Eukaryota; Fungi; Basidiomycota; Tremellomycetes; Tremellales; Cryptococcaceae.
AUGGCUAUCGAACCGGCGCCUCAACCAGUUAGUGAAGGCGUUCGAGUAGCAAUUGACCGAGGAGGAACUUUUUGUGAUGUAUGGGCUUUCAUCCCUAAUCACCUUUACAGCCCACCUAUACCACUUGAACUUCUCGGAAACGCAGACAUCAUACCUGGAGAUGAACAGGAUGGAGGGGUCCAAGUGACUUUCAAGCUUUUAAGUGUCGAUCCGGCAAAUUACGACGAUGCGCCUAGUGAAGGUAUCAGGAGGUUAUUGCAGAUUGUGAAGAAGGAGAAGGUACCAAGAGGGGAAUUGUAUGAUACUUCUCUGAUAGAGUCGGUGCGAAUGGGUACCACUGUCGCGACAAACGCUUUAUUGGAGAAGAAAGGAGAGCCUUUCGGCUUGAUACUUACCGAGGGAUUCAAGGACAUGAUUGAGAUAGGCGAUCAGACUCGACCGGAUCUCUUCGACUUAUCGAUCUCCGGAAAAGUGAAGAUGCUGUAUAAGCCUGAAGACGUCGUUCAGGCGAGAGAAAGGGUGACCCUAGAAGGUUGGUCAUUAGACCAGAAUGCUCCUGCCGCGGAAGAGUUAAUUGAGAGAGCUAAGCAAGCGGGAGACGUAGAUGUGGUCAUGGGGGUCAGUGGGGAAGCUGUAAGGAUAUUGAAACCCUUAGAUGUCGAACAAAUAACGUCUGAUCUUCAAAACCUGUAUGAUCGAGGUCUCAGAGCCUUGGCGAUCUGUCUCUUACAUUCCUACACGUAUCCUCAUCAUGAGAGACAGAUUGGUGAAAUUGCCGAUAAGAUCGGUUUCACCCAGAUAUCACUCUCAUCCGACCUCUCUCCUGCUAUCAAAGUGCUUCCUAGAGGAAACUCGGCGGUCAUCGAUGCCUAUUUAUCUCCUGUACUGAGAGCAUACGUUGAUGGCUUCAAUAGUCAUUUUGAGGGGAAGAAGGCAGGUAAAAGAAGUGAAUUCAUGAAAUCGGAUGGUGGAUUGGUCUCUUCUGAUAAGUUCUCAGGACUUAGAGCGGUAUUAUCAGGACCAGCAGGUGGAUUUGUCGGAUCAGCACUGACAGCCUAUAGUCAAACACGCGCUAGACCAGUAGUAGGGUUCGAUAUGGGUGGAACCUCGACGGAUGUUUCGAGGUUCUCAGGAGAAUUUGAGUUGACUUUCGAAAGUGUCGUUGCUGGGGUGCCCAUUGCGUGUCCGCAACUGUCGAUCGAGACAGUUGCUGCCGGUGGUGGAUCAAAGUUGACCUAUAAGAACGGGAUGUUUGUGGUUGGUCCUGAAAGUGUCGGUGCUCAUCCCGGCCCGGCUUGUUACAGAAAAGGCGGAGAUUUAGCCAUUACCGAUGCUAAUUUGAUUCUUGGACGACUCAUUCCAUCCCAAUUCCCUCGGAUAUUUGGUCCAAAUGCAGACGAACCAUUGGAUUUGCAAGCCUCACGAACUAAAUUCGAAGCGCUCACAAUGGAAAUCAACGCUUCUAGAUCUGGUAAGACCCCCUAUACUGUUGAACAAGUAGCUGCUGGAUUCAUCAAGGUAGCGAAUGAGGGGAUGAGUAGACCAAUGAGGCAGAUUACGGAGCAGAGAGGUUUCGCCAUGUCUUCCCAUGAUCUAUGUUGUUUCGGAGGUGCUGGAGGUCAACAUGCUUGUGCUAUCGCAGCGGGUUUGGGCAUCGAAACGGUUGUGGUACCCCGAUUCUCGUCCAUUCUCUCAGCUUACGGUAUUGCCUGCGCCUCUUUAUCUGCCGAAGCUGCUUCACCACUAUCAGCGGAAGUGGUCGAGGAUUUCGAACAGUCUAAGACAUAUUCGGAGGCUUCCAGGAGGAUUGAGUCUCUGAAAUCAGACGUACUUAGACAAUUGCAGGAACAAGGGGCUAAGCAAGACGAAGUCGAUUUCACAGUCGCCAUCGCUGUACAAUACGAUGGCGCGGACACCAUAUUGCAGAUACCAUUCACCCCAUCUCUAAAGAAUGACUUCAUCGAGGCUCAUCUCAGAGAAACCUCUUUCUCCUCGAACAGAAAGGUAUUGAUGUCAAACAUACGUGUCCGAGGUAUCGGAAAAACCUUCAAUGUAACACCAACGGAUUAUGCUGUCGCUUUGCAGCAAGUAGUUUCGCUAUCAGAGACAUCGUCAAAAGUAGUCAAACCCUCUACCUUCAAUCAAGCUUACUUCGAUACCUCUUCAGGCGUACAAGGAUUCCAAACUCCAGUGUACAUUCUGAGUCAAGUACCCGUCAACAGCCAGAUCAGUGGGCCUGCCAUCAUCGUCGACUCCACGCAAACUAUCGUGGUUGAGCCCUCCGCCCGAGCAGUUGUACUGAAAGAACACGUCAUAAUUCAACUGGAAGACUCGACAUCGACUUCGAGGAAGGAGGAAGGGGAACUGUCAACCGACCCAAUUAUGUUGGCUGUUUUCGCCAAUCGAUUCAUGUCCAUAGCUGAACAGAUGGGCCAUACACUACAACGAACCUCUGUCUCAGUAUCUAUCAAAGAAAGAUUGGAUUUCUCCUGUUCCAUCCAUGGUACCGACGGUGCUCUGGUCGCCAACGCACCUCACAUACCAGUUCAUCUCGGUAGUAUGCAGUACGCCGUUCAAGCACAGCAUAAUCACUGGCUGGGUAAAUUGAAACCUGGUGAUGUCCUGUUAACCAAUCAUCCUCAGUGGGGAGGUACUCAUCUACCAGAUCUAACCACUGUCACUCCGGUCUUUGAGCCUGGAAGUGAUACCAAGGUACUGUUCUACGUGGCUAGCAGAGGACACCAUAGUGAUAUUGGUGGCACAGGUGUGACGUCGAUGAACCCGAUCGCCAAAGAGCUAUGGGAAGAAGGUGUGAUCAUUGAUACUUUCAAGCUCGUCUCGCAAGGCACAUUCAACGAAGAAGGCGUCAGAGAUUUAUUCGGAAAAGUUGCCGAAAGGCCAGGAUGUAGUGCUACUCGACGGAUCGAUCAUAACAUCACGGAUUUGCAAGCCGCUAUUUCCGCGAACGUAAGAGGUAUAAAACUGGUCAACAAGCUAUUCGAGGAAUUUGGCACGAAGACUGUCUUAUUCUACAUGAAGGAGAUCCAAAUCAUCGCUAGAGAGACUAUCAAGGAUUUCUUGAGGAACACCUUUGAUAAAUUUGAGGGUAAACCGCUCAGGGCUAGCGAUUAUAUGGACGAUGGUACAGAGAUCAAGCUGGAAGUAAGAAUCAACAGAGAGGAAGGUACCGCCGAAUUCGACUGGAACGGCACAGGACCACAAGUCUUGGGCAAUUGCAAUAUGCCUGUCGCCUUGACAUACGCAGCUAUCAUCUACUGCUUGCGAUCCAUGAUAUCUCCCGAGAUCCCUAUGCCAUUGAACCAAGGUGUCCUAGACCCUAUCACCAACAUCGUCCCAAUCGGAUCCUAUAUCAACCCAACUGGUGUGGUCGCGAUCUCCGGAUCAACUCUCGCUUCUCAGCGAUUAGUUGACAUUAUCUUGCAAGCCUUCAAGGCUGCAGCAUGCUCUCAGGGGUGUGCAUCUUCCACUGGAUUCGGGUCUGGAGGAAAAGAUGCAUCUGGCAAAGUGACACCUGGAUUCUCGUAUGGUGAAUCGCUCGGUGGUGGAAGUGGUGCAGGACCGUCAUGGAAUGGCGCAAACUGUGUACAUGUUCACUGCACGAACACUAGGUUGACCGACACGGAGAUCUUCGAACAGCGAUGUCCUAUGUUAUUGGUCGAGUCUGCCAUUCGUCGUGACUCGGGCGGUAACGGCAAGUACAGGGGCGGUGACGGAAUGUCGAAACUCUUCGAAGCUAGGAUGCCAUUGAACUUUUCAAUCGUCUCUCAGAGGAGAGUAUUCCAUCCGAGAGGUAUGGAGGGAGGUGCAGAUGGUCAGAGAGGUAAAAAUACCGUGUACAGACUGAAUAAACGUUUAGAUAUAGAUGAGAACCCUCAGGGAUAUACGGAAAUAGGAGUGGGCAGCAAUGGUAUCGCCAAGCUGAACAGCGGGGAUAGAGUUAGGAUCGAAACUCCCGGGGGAGGUGGCUGGGGCUCACUGGAAGGACAAUAG